GAGCGAGGGAGGAAGUGUGGUUUUGACACCUGCAGACGUAUCGCUAAACUAACAGCUCUUCUUUUCUUUUUUUUACUUUAAUGGCCGAUAGUGUUGUUUUAUUUCAUCCCAAGGCGACGGGGAUUGAAUGGGCAGAGCAGCUGCUGCAGCAAUAACACACACAUAGAAAUUACACAGACACGUGCAGUUACGCACUCAUGCCAGAGCAAAUAAACAUGAAGACACAUGUAUUGUGCUCCAUGUAUAACAUCACACUUUUUACAGGUCACGCAAAGACAAGCUCACACCCACCUAAUCUUGCACACAUGCGUACAUACACACAUCCAAAGCUGGUGUGCUAUGACUCACAGGGAAGCAGCUGGAGUGAAGGCUCCAGUGGCAGUGGUGAGCUGUCACCAUCUGGAGGAGUACACGUCUCCUCUGCCUCCUCUGCCAACAGCAUAAAUCACCUCCCAACGACUGGGAGUCAGAGGACCAACACGUCUCUCUGGUCAACACAGGUAGAGCGCUCAGUAACUCCGCAGGCCAGACUUAAGUGGUUUCCUUUGGGAAACGAACACACAUGCUGGCACCCUGUGGUCAACCCCUAUAAACACAUGAGAGGGAAGGAACACAGACAAACCAUGAAAAAGAUAUACAUUGGCAAAACCGCCUUAAAAGUCCCCCGAAAUGGCGGCAAACAUCCGAAAAAGAGUUCGUUGCUGGAGCAGAAGGAGGACUUACGGAAGAGGCUGUCCUACACAACACACAAGCUGGAGCUGCUGCAGAGCGAGUUCGACUCCACGCGGCAGUACCUGGAGACAGAGCUGCGCCGAGCACAGGAGGAGCUGGACAAGUUCACCGAUAAGCUGCGCAGAAUACAAAGCAGCUACUCAGCACUGCAGCGCAUCAACCAAGAUCUGGAGGAAAAGAUCCAUAGAAAUUCCCAGCACCAUGACGACGAGAAGCGAGCUUUGAGCAGAGAGAUCAUCGUUCUCAACAACCACCUGAUGGAGACCAAGCUCACCAUCGAGAAGCUGCAAGAGGACAAUGAGCUGUACAGAAAAGACUGUAACCUGGCUGCUCAGCUCCUCCAGUGCAACAAGUCUCUCUACAGGGCCCAGCUCUCUGAGCUGCCUGCGGAUUUUCAGGAGCGACUGACCAUGCACAUGGAGGAUUCUCCGCUCUGUCACACCUAUCCGGACACUGUCCCGGCCUCCCUCAUUGCCAAAGUACUCGAGAAGCCAGACGAGGCCUGUUGCAGCAGCCAGGCCUCCCGUUCUCCAAGCCCCCAAACCCAGGAACAAGCUUUUAUUUUGGAGAGCUUGGGCCCAGGAGGGCGUCUGGGGCUCCGCGCCGCCUACAAAUCUGACCUGUACGCCAGCGACACGGCCCUGUACUGCCCUGAUGACCGGCACCGUGAGCGGAGGCCAAGCAUGGAUCUCCACGGUCAGAGGAAGCUUCUGUAUGGGCCCCAAAACUCCACCGACAGCAAUCCAGAGGAGGGAUCUGUCGGGUUGAGGGCCAGUUUCUCCCAGGAGCACUUCGCAAAGUUCCAAGCCACACUGCGUGCAGGGUCGAGCUCCUACUCCAGCUUCAGUGGAGGGGGAUCUGAGGACAAAGGCAACGGCCCUCCCAGCAGUGUAGCUUCCUCCCCUCGCCACCAUUCCCUCUACAUGGAGUGGAGAGAUGCAGGGGACUAUGAGAGAAAGAGUGACUCAUCCUGGGAGAGAGACAGUCCAAGAGGCUUCGCCAACGCUCAUCCCUUCCAGCAGACGGAGCUGAGCCACCACCAGAACGGCAGCUCGCCCGUCUACAGCCGCACCAUGUCCUCCUGUUUCAGUGAGCCCUAUGAGCCGCUCCCUCCCUCGUCAUCCCCAAGUGUAGCCUACGGAGACAGUCGUCGAGGCAGUACCUUAGCCCCCGAGGAGGAUGAGCUGAUUGGUCGAUGGAGACAACUUAGCGUGGAGGACUUAAGUGCCCACACCCACCGCAGCCCGGGCCGGGCUUCACCUUACAGCUUCUCAGAGCAGCACUUCUCUGUACGGCCCGCUAAGAUUCGACUUGGGCCGCUCUACAGCAGCUUCCAGGAAGGGGCUGACUUUUAUCAUCAAGGAGCGGGCGCCAUGGACCCUGCGUGGGUGGCCGCCAGCGCCAGCCCCGAAUGCAGCCAAGGGUUGCGGCAGGCACACAGCCAAGCCCACCUGUACCGAAGCGAGGACAGCCAGGAGUCAGAGCACAGCCUCUACCACUCAGGGAGCUCCAAAGACAGGGAGGGCAACGUGGCAGCUGGUGGCCAGGGCACGGAUUACGUUGACCCCAGCCCCAACAGCUCCACCGAGUCUCUCCACCAGAGGUCCAUGGAGAUGGCCGCAGAGCUGCAGCACUACCAAGUGGAGAUGCACAGCCUGCCAGCCCAGCCGAGCCAGUCGCCACCACCGGUUCCAGCCCCUCCUCCUCCGUACAACCAAACAUUUGGCUCGCUGGGACUUUCCAGGAAGGACAGUCUGACCAAGGCCCAGCUCUAUGGAACUCUUCUGAACUGAAGGACUUUUCCCAUCAGGUUCCUUCUUUGACAGGGUGUUAGACCCACAGCCCUGGUGUGCACCUUCUGUUAGAGCAGAACCACUUUGGAAGAACAUGGUUUGAAUAAAAACCAAGAGUUAAAUAACUCAGCACCAAGAACCUGUUACUAUUGCUGGUUAUUUAAAAGCUUGUGGUUUGCGACAGAUUACACCACGACUGUCCAGAGCAAGUAUAGUGACAUAGUCAUGUGGGGAGUUGGAAUUGGGCCGACUUGAGAAGUGGAGCUCAAGCCGCACUUACAUUUGUAUUGUUAUGUAUUUAAAUUUACACAUGUAUAAAUAUAUACUUGUAACUACAAAUUGAGUGAUAUAUUUUGUAUGUGGCCGUUAGCAAGAGAUACAUCCAAAAACAAUCCAACAAAUCUUGAUAAACCUGGAACUUGUACAUAAAUUGAAAAAACUGCCAAUUCUAUAUUUGAAAACUCAGAGAGGUAUAUUAAGUGACAAUUGACUUCUAGAUUAGUUUCAGUCAUUAUUUUUUAAUCGACUGAAACGGCGUUGGCCUUGUGAGGAUUUAAAUGUGAGUGUUAAACUUAAGAGAACAAAUGAAUCACCAAAAUGAACAAUACAUUUAGUUUUCCUCUGUUGAUUGAACUUGACAGUAUUGAUGAGUGUUAUAUUGUUAUUGAUGGAACGUAUUGAGAUCUGUCUGAACAGUCGGUAUUACAUAAUUUCUGCUCUUCUAUAUUUCAUGGAAAGGUUUUCUUAUUCCCCCAUUCUACCUCAGAUUUGGAUGCCCACAACCCCCCCAUUAAGCCACUGUAAGUUUGUUUCUUUGACGACAAUGCAUGUUUAUAUAUUUUGGUUGUUUUAUUCACCUAUUAAAGCACAAACUACACAUAUGA
Hippoglossus stenolepis (Pacific halibut) is the source of this 3409-nucleotide messenger RNA. RefSeq lists its product as uncharacterized. The record is from RefSeq and is a predicted model, not a curated record. The transcript is spliced from 7 exons. Gene Ontology annotation, cellular component: synapse. NCBI's taxonomy places the organism in Eukaryota, Metazoa, Chordata, Actinopteri, Pleuronectiformes, Pleuronectidae. Bases 198 to 2525 code for a protein of 775 amino acids.